Molecule: messenger RNA, 2829 nt
Organism: Aplosporella prunicola CBS 121167
Lineage: Eukaryota; Fungi; Ascomycota; Dothideomycetes; Botryosphaeriales; Aplosporellaceae
Exons: 4
Coding region: 1-2829 (942 amino acids)
Biological process (GO): proton export across plasma membrane; regulation of intracellular pH
Cellular component (GO): plasma membrane
Molecular function (GO): ATP hydrolysis activity; P-type proton-exporting transporter activity; ATP binding
Source: RefSeq, a predicted model, not a curated record
AUGGCCGACACCGCCACGGGUGACAGCAGCGAUGCUUCACCUCACAACCACCAUGGCACCAAUGUGCCCUCCGGCCACUAUGACGAGAAGAGGCAAUACGAGUCCGAAAAGGCCCAAGACAUUCCUCGCGCAAAACCCGGCGACGACGAGGAUGAGGAAGACGAGGACAUGGACGCUCUGAUUGCCGAGCUCGAGUCGCAAGACGCCAACAUUGACCCUGAAGACGAGGAUGUGCAGCAACCCGGCGGCGCGCGUCCGGUCGCUGAAGAGCUCCUGCAAACUAGCACUGUUACCGGCCUUACCACCGAAGAAGUCACCUCUCGCCGCAAGAAGUUUGGUCUCAACCAGAUGAAGGAAGAGAAAGAAAACAUGGUGCUCAAGUUCUUGGGUUACUUCAUUGGUCCUAUCCAGUUCGUCAUGGAGGCGGCUGCCGUUCUCGCUGCUGGUCUUCAAGAUUGGGUCGAUUUUGGUGUCAUUUGCGCCCUUCUCUUGCUUAACGCUACGGUCGGCUUUGUCCAAGAAUUCCAGGCUGGAUCCAUCGUCGAGGAACUCAAGAAAACUCUUGCGCUCAAAGCUACAGUUCUCCGCAAUGGCACUCUCACUGAGAUUGAAGCGCCUGAGGUCGUUCCCGGUGAUAUUCUUCAAAUCGAGGAGGGCACAAUUAUCCCAGCCGACGGUCGUGUUGUCACCGACGAUGCCUUCCUUCAGGUUGACCAGUCCGCCAUCACCGGAGAGUCUCUUGCUGUCGACAAGCACAAAGGCGACACGUGUUUUGCCUCGUCUGCUAUUAAGCGUGGAGAAGCUUUUAUGGUCGUGACUGCUACUGGUGACAGCACUUUCGUUGGUCGUGCCGCCUCUUUGGUUGCUUCUGCCUCCGCUGGUAGUGGUCACUUCACCGAAGUCCUCAACGGUAUAGGGACGGUCCUUUUGAUUCUGGUCAUUCUCACCCUGCUUGUCGUCUGGGUCUCUUCCUUCUAUCGCUCCAAUCCCAUUGUCAAGAUCCUGGAGUUUACUCUCGCCAUCACGAUCAUUGGUGUGCCUGUCGGUCUUCCGGCAGUCGUCACCACAACAAUGGCUGUGGGUGCUGCGUAUCUCGCCAAGAAGCAGGCUAUCGUCCAGAAACUUUCCGCCAUUGAGUCUCUUGCUGGUGUCGAAAUUCUUUGUUCCGACAAGACCGGUACCUUGACUAAGAACAAGCUCUCCCUUGCAGAGCCCUACUGCGUUGCCGGCGUUGAGCCUGAAGAUCUCAUGCUCACCGCCUGCCUCGCUGCCUCUCGCAAGAAGAAGGGUAUCGAUGCCAUUGACAAGGCUUUCCUCAAGUCGCUGAAGUUCUAUCCUCGGGCAAAGUCUGUUCUUUCCAGGUACAAGGUCCUUGAUUUCCACCCGUUCGACCCCGUCUCGAAGAAGGUGCAAGCCGUCGUCGAGUCCCCUCAAGGAGAACGCAUAGUCUGUGUAAAGGGCGCGCCUCUCUUUGUCUUGAGGACUGUGGAAGAUGACCAUCCCAUUCCCGAGGCUAUCGACGAGGCAUACAAGAACAAGGUCGCAGAAUUCGCCACUCGUGGUUUCCGUUCUCUGGGUGUUGCACGCAAGCGUGGAGACAGCUCCUGGGAGAUUCUGGGCAUUAUGCCUUGCUCCGACCCCCCUCGUCAUGACACGGCCCGCACCAUUAACGAGGCCAAGACUCUCGGCCUUUCUAUCAAGAUGCUGACUGGUGACGCCGUGGGUAUCGCCCGUGAGACGUCACGUCAGCUCGGUCUUGGUACAAACGUCUACAACGCCGAGCGUCUUGGUCUCGGUGGCGGCGGAGAAAUGCCUGGCUCUGAAGUUUACGAUUUCGUCGAGGCUGCUGAUGGGUUCGCCGAGGUCUUCCCCCAGCACAAGUACAAUGUCGUCGAGAUUCUUCAGCAACGUGGUUAUCUCGUGGCCAUGACUGGUGAUGGUGUUAACGAUGCUCCGUCUCUCAAGAAGGCUGACACGGGUAUUGCUGUCGAGGGAGCUUCCGAUGCUGCUCGCUCCGCUGCCGAUAUCGUCUUCCUUGCUCCUGGUUUGUCGGCCAUCAUCGACGCGCUGAAGACCUCUCGCCAGAUUUUCCACCGUAUGUAUGCCUACGUUGUUUACCGUAUCGCGUUGUCUCUUCACUUGGAGAUCUUCUUGGGUCUUUGGAUCGCCAUCCUGAACACUUCGCUCAACCUGGAGUUGGUCGUCUUCAUUGCCAUCUUUGCCGACAUCGCUACCCUAGCCAUUGCAUACGACAAUGCACCCUUCUCGAAGACUCCAGUCAAGUGGAACUUGCCCAAGCUCUGGGGCAUGUCUGUCCUCCUCGGCGUCGUUUUGGCCAUUGGUACCUGGAUUACCCUCACGACGAUGUUCCCAUACCAAGACAGCUCCAACCGUCAUCCUGGCCAAGGCGUUAGUGGUGGUAUUGUCCAGAACUUUGGUGUCCGUGAUGAAGUUCUCUUCCUGCAGAUUUCGCUCUCUGAGAAUUGGUUGAUCUUCAUCACGCGUGCCAACGGUCCUUUCUGGAGCUCUAUUCCGUCUUGGCAGCUCACCGGUGCCAUCUUAGUUGUCGACAUCAUCGCCACCUUUUUCUGUCUGUUCGGCUGGUUCAUUGGCGGGCAGACGUCGAUCGUGGCAGUUGUCCGUGUCUGGAUCUUCUCGUUUGGCGUCUUCUGCGUCAUGGGUGGCCUCUACUACCUGCUCCAGGACAGCGUCGGAUUCGACAACCUCAUGCACGGCAAGUCGCCGAAGAAGAAGGAGAAGCAGAGGUCGCUCGAAGACUUUGUCGUUUCCCUCCAGCGCGUCUCCACGCAACACGAGAAGAGCGCUUAA